Messenger RNA from Aspergillus luchuensis, 1539 nucleotides. RefSeq names its product BRcat and Rcat domain-containing protein. Gene Ontology annotation, cellular component: cytoplasm; ubiquitin ligase complex. NCBI's taxonomy places the organism in Eukaryota, Fungi, Ascomycota, Eurotiomycetes, Eurotiales, Aspergillaceae. Bases 1 to 1539 code for a protein of 512 amino acids. Gene Ontology annotation, molecular function: zinc ion binding; ubiquitin protein ligase activity; ubiquitin conjugating enzyme binding. The transcript is spliced from 3 exons. Gene Ontology annotation, biological process: positive regulation of proteasomal ubiquitin-dependent protein catabolic process; ubiquitin-dependent protein catabolic process; protein polyubiquitination. The record is from RefSeq and is a predicted model, not a curated record.
AUGUUCGGUUUUGAGAAAACAAGCAGGAAAAGUAAGCGACAAGAUACAAUGGCCUGCGUGCUAGAUUCAGGGAUGGAUCAACCAACAUUCGAUCUGAUUGUCCAGCUACAGCUCCAAGAGACGGACCUUUAUUUCGAGUCUUCCAAAGGGAAAGCACGCGACCCUACAGAUGAGGAGUUGGCCUUCCACUUGCAAAACGAGGAAUGGGGAAAUAUCUCACAGUAUCUGCAGGAUAGGCGAAUGGCCAUGAGUUUCGCGACUGCUGUGCAAGCUGACGGACAUGUUCUGGCCGAGACCCAAGUCGAAGAAGAGAUUGCCUCAAAAGACCGGAUUCUUGCUCGCCAAUUGACGGAAGAUGGAAGCAAUGUGCUUCCAAGUGAGCUUAUGUCGGAGUCAGCGGUCCUGGAUGAGGAGACCUUAGCUAAACUUCAAAUCUUAUAUGUCAAUAAUAUGGAAGACUACAACUUAACAGGAGACUUGGACACAGGAAAGAGUGAAGAAAAUGAUUGUGCUGAAUCGUCUGCCCAGGCAAUCCGACGAGCUGGUCACUCUUUACCACGAGCCCGACGAUGUGUGGCUUGCAGGGAACUAACCGAUUUCGUGAACGUGAUUCGCGCUCCCUGUCGGCACGAGUAUUGUCGAUCCUGUUUGGCAGAUCUCUUCAAGUCUUCAAUGACAGACGAGUCUCUCUUCCCUCCGCGAUGUUGUCGACAACCCAUAAGUUUGACCACUGCUCGCAUAUUCUUGGAGUUUGAUUUAGUGGAGCAGUAUCAGAGAAAGAAGGUUGAAUACGAAACCCCGAACAGAACGUACUGCUACUCUCCCGAGUGUGGUUCAUUCAUUGAUAUGUAUCAUAUCAGUGGAGAAGUAGCUACAUGCCCUGACUGCGGGCACACGACUUGUACAAAUUGCAAAGGACGAGCACACACUGGUGACUGUCCCGAUGACACCUCCCUGCAACAGCUACUAGCAACCGCACAGGAAAAUGGGUGGCAACGUUGCUUUUCAUGCUGGCGAGUGGUGGAAUUAAAUUAUGGUUGCAACCAUAUGAUCUGUCGCUGCGGUGCCGAAUUCUGUUACAAUUGCGGUCUACAGUGGAAGAAUUGCCAGUGUGAACAAUGGAAUGAGCAUCGUCUCCUUGCCCGUGCAUAUCAAAUAAUCGAUCGAGAAGCGGAUCAGCCGGCAGCUGCGGCCCUCCCACAAGAUGCCGACGAAGCCCUUGUGGAGGGUCAGCUCGUACCGGAGGCUCAUGAGCCUCAAUUUCAAACUCAGCAGGUGCACUCUGAGGAUACAAUUGUGGCAGGUGAGGAGCCAAUUGCAGCUCUUCCUUCUCCUACUACUCGCACAGCACGAGAUGUUUUGGUUGCAAGAACUAUGCAAGAGCUCAGAGACAAUCAUGAGUGUGGGCACAGCAAAUGGAAAUACUUACGUGGGCCGCAUCGAUGUGAAGAGUGCUUUCAUCAUUUACGCGAAUAUAUAUUCGAGUGUCGUCAAUGCCGGAUUCAAGCAUGCAAUCGAUGCAGAAGGAACAGACUGUAA